Hevea brasiliensis (rubber tree) is the source of this 4128-nucleotide messenger RNA. RefSeq names its product disease resistance protein At4g27190-like. The transcript is spliced from 4 exons. Gene Ontology annotation, molecular function: ATP hydrolysis activity; ADP binding. The record is from RefSeq and is a predicted model, not a curated record. Bases 529 to 3732 code for a protein of 1067 amino acids. Lineage: Eukaryota; Viridiplantae; Streptophyta; Magnoliopsida; Malpighiales; Euphorbiaceae.
UAAAGGAAAAUGGAAAGAAAAGAAAAGAAGAGGAACGGAAUGAAGAAGAUGGUCAAAAGGAAAUGAUUUUUUCCUCAAUUUCUCAACGGCCAUGAAUCAGAAUUCCCGUUACCAACAACUCCUCCUUGCAGCUGAGCAUUGGGUUUGUUGUUAGAGAGAGAAACCAAGCUUUUAGAGAGAAAAAAUAAAGGGGAGGAAUUGAAAUUCGCUUUUUCCGGUCAAGUAAGUGAACGAUAGCGAUGAUGGAGGAUAUCAUCCUCAUCCUCGUCGUCUAAACUUUCCAUAAACACCAAGUUUGGCCGAUUUCAUGGUUGGAGGAAGGAGAACAGAAGAGAGAGAAACAAAUGGGGAAAAGCCUUGAUCUGGCCAAACUGGAGUUCAUUUGCGAGUGUGGUAGGUACCAGUAGACUCAGGAAGUGGAGGCACGUCUGUGGUAGUCGGUCGACAGUUGUCAGAGCUCCAGCAGCCACGCGUGGGCUCCACGCGCAACCUCGAGUGCCAGCGUCCACAGGGAUUAUAAAUCAGGCCAUGGAAGUUCUAGUCUCAAUAUUUGGAAAAAUUGGAGAGUGCCUUGUUGAGCCAAUUGGGCGUCAAUUUGGCUACUUUAUUCACUACCACAGGAAUGUAGAGACUCUCAAGGAGCAAGUUCAAAUACUAGAGGCAGCACGAGAAGAUAAAGAGGCAGCCAUAAAUACAGCAAAAAGAAAUGGUCAGGAUAUCAGAAAAGAGGUUCAGAACUGGACAUUGAGAGCUGAUGGAGCCAUUUCAGGGGCUACAAAAUUACUACAAGGUGUCGAGGAAAUGAGGUGCCUUGAUUUGAUUUCUCGUUAUCGGCUGGGAAGGAAAGCUGUAAAGAAAGCAAUAGCGAUUAAGGAGCUUAAAAAAGAUGGUGAGUUUCCUCAGGUUGGCAUGGAUGCUCCUCCUCCAGGGGUGCUUUCCAUGCCAUCUGAAGAUCUUGUGAUUUUUGAAAGCAGAAAAAAUUAUAUGUGGCAGAUCAUGGAGGCAUUGAAGGAUGAAAGAAAAAAUUUUAUUGGGAUACAUGGAAUGGGAGGGGUCGGUAAAACCACUCUAGUGAAAGAAAUUGCCAAAGAGGUUGAACAAGAUAAGCUCUUUGAUGCUGUUGUGAUGGCUGUAGUGUCACAGACUAUUUCAGUGAGAAGGAUUCAGGAGCAGAUAGCAGAAAUGUUGGGUUUGGAUUUCAAGCAGACAAUUACGGAAGAAGGAAGAGCAAGGUUGUUGACUGAUAGACUGAAGAAAGAGAAUAAAACCCUCAUUAUCUUGGAUGAUAUUUGGAAAGGACCUCAACUUGCAGACAUAGGCAUUCCAUUUGGUAGUGAUCAUAUGGGCUGUAAAAUUAUGAUCACGACACGACGUAAACAAGUGUGCAAUACAAUGGCCCCAACAAGUGUUGAUGCUAUAAAGAUCAUCCAGGUUGAUGUUCUAUCAGAACAAGAAUCCUGGAGCUUGCUUAAGAGGAAUGCCGGUGAUGCGAUUGAAUCGUCUCCCAAAAUGAAUUCGGUGGCAAAGGAGAUUUGCAAAGAAUGUGGAGGCUUACCCAUAGCGAUUGUAACAAUUGGGAGGGCAAUGAGAGGCAAAGAUUUGGAAGAAUGGAAAGAGGCAGCUCUAGAACUUAAGAAAGCUAAGCCUGUGAACAUUGAAGGCGUGAAUGAUAAAGUGUAUAACUGCCUUAAAUUAAGCUAUGAUUACCUGGAGGAUAAGGAAGCCAAGUUUAUGUUCCGGUUUUGCUGUUUAUUUCCUGAGGAUUUUGAUAUUCUUAUUGAAGAUUUGGUAAGAUUUGGGAUUGGUUUAGGAAUAUUUGAAGAUGUGAGAAUACAGGAAGCAAGAAAUAGAGCUCGUUCUAUCAUCAAUAAUCUCAAAGAAGCAUGUUUAUUAUUAACAAGCAAGUGGGAAGGCUGCAUCAAGAUGCAUGAUGUUGUUCGUGAUGUGGCCAAAUCAAUGACAUCUGAUAAGUAUUUUGUGAAAGCUGGUGGUGAAAAGCUUGAGGAAUGGCCCAAUAUUAAAAAUUUAGAACGUUACACUGCUAUCUCAAUUAUGCAAAAUCAAAUUCCCGAAUAUCCUGCUUCCUGGGAUUGCCCAAACCUAGAAACAUUGUUGUUAAGAGAUAACUCCAAUUUGCAAUUGCCUAUGCCAGAAGGAGUCCUCAAAGGGAUGAAAACCCUUAAAGUUUUUGCCAAUAUUUCUGCUAAUGGGAACUUGGAACUAGCAAUUGGUCAUCUCACAAAUCUUCGGACACUGAUUCUCCAAGAUUCUAUAGUGGGUGAUAUGAAUGCAUUGGGAGAACUACAGUUGCUAGAAAUUCUUAGUUUCAAAGGAAGUGGAUUUACAGAGCCUCCAAGUGCAAUAAGAAAGUUGACUAGUCUAAAGCUGUUGGAUUUAGAAAAUUGUUCCCAUCCUCCACACACGGAUUCUAUACUCCCUCUUAAUGUCAUAUCCAAGUUAUCCAAAGUGCAAGAGUUGUACAUGUGGUCUUCUAGAACAUCACAGUUUGAUGGUUUUGGUGUCUUUGAAUGGUUAAGUGAGUUGAAAUCCCUGCGUCACUUAACUGCAUUCACAAUUGUUAUAGACAAUUUUAAUCGCAUACCUGAAGGCUUCUAUUUCCCUGCUUUGAAGGUUUUUAAAAUGUCCAUAGGAGAAGGUGGUUUCUUAACUAAACAAAAUUAUUUGAAUCUUUGCGGUCCAAUCAAAGAUCCAACAAUGGUGGUUACCAAGUUAGGUUGCAUCAAGCCAUUAUUGCCAAGGACAAAUUAUCUCUCUCUAUCUUCAUUCAAAGAAUUAAGGAAUAUCUUUCCCCAUCUAUUGUCAGAUAGAGAUGGUUUACCUGUCUUGAGAUCUCUGGAUAUCAAAGACUGCUCCAAGCUAGAGUACUUGAUCAAUGCUGAAGAAUGGGACAUUCCUCCCACAACACAGCAGCGGGGAACUUGUUUGGUGGACCUAGAAAGAUUGUCAUUUUCAGGUUUGAGAGCCCUAAAAUUAUUAUGCAAAGGUGAGCUACCUUAUGAAAUGUCCUUGUCCAUGACGAAGCUCAAACAGUUGUUGUUUUAUGUGUGCCCAAAAUUGUCAAAUGUUUUUGCCUCGCUUAAUCCACAGCAACAAUUGAAGGAACUUGAAAUUCUCCAAGUGGGUUAUUGCCAUGCUCUAGAGUAUAUAUUUGAGAAGAAAGAAGAUGCACCCCCCCAAUUAAGAGAACUUAAGUUGGAGGGUUUGGUUAGACUAAAGCACAUAUAUAAGUGCUCUACUGAGCUACUUGACCUGCACAAUCUAGAGUUUCUACAGAUUAAAGAAUGCAACAGACUAAAAGUCAUCCUUCCUGCAUCUGCUGCUCGGGGACUUGGGAAACUGAAAGAACUGCAUCUGCAUAAUUGUUUUCAGUUGGAAGCUGUUCUUGGAAAACAUCAAGAAGGAGAAACCUAUGAGAAUUUGGUGUUCUCUCAACUGAGAGUACUUUCACUAUGUGACCUUCCCAACCUUACAGGUUUUUGCACGGAUUGUACCUUGACUUUCAAAUGGCCAUCCUUGGAAAAGGUGGAGGUGGCUCUCUGUCCGCAAAUGCAGAUGUUUGCUGCUGUUGUGGCUUCUGAUGGAGACUCGAGCACGGCAAAGUUGAAGAUGGUCAAGGUGGAUGGUGUUAACAUAAUGCUUGAUGGAACAGACAUAAACAGAGUCAUGCAAGAUCGCUACAAAGACAAGGGAAUUGCAGGUCCUAGUAACUGACUUAAAGCUGUGUGCAGGGAAUAGCAAAUAAAAGGGAGAGUGCUAGGUUAUUUCAAUUUUGAAGGCCAAACUCUCGCCUCAUGAAACCAGUGCUACAAAAGAGGCUCUUGGCAGCGUCUCUAAUUUAAGCAGCAUGAUAUCUGAUAAAGCUUUAGUUUAAUGAUAUUUGACUCAUUUCCACAACUACGAGGUCUGAGUUGGAGUCCCAAUCAUAGCCAAACAAAUAUUAGAAGAAUUAAGGAGCAUGAUAUGUAGCAUUAAAUAAAGGUCAUAUGUCUAUCAGAGACAGUGACUGGAUAUGUGCAGUUUGCUUUGUAAUCGAUUGUGUGCAGUGACCUAUUCUUAUUGUUGGUAUCUUUCCAUCAUUAUGUGAAGUUUCUUGAUAAUUUUCAUAAA